Molecule: messenger RNA, 6064 nt
Organism: Erpetoichthys calabaricus (reedfish)
Lineage: Eukaryota; Metazoa; Chordata; Cladistia; Polypteriformes; Polypteridae
Product: atrial natriuretic peptide receptor 1-like
Biological process (GO): receptor guanylyl cyclase signaling pathway; cGMP biosynthetic process; protein phosphorylation
Cellular component (GO): membrane
Molecular function (GO): protein kinase activity; ATP binding; peptide receptor activity
Source: RefSeq, a predicted model, not a curated record
UUUUAAUAUAUUAUCUGAUAGUUAUUAGCUCUUUUUCUAAUGAAGAUGGCCUAAGGUACAACAUUUUUUACCCAUUCAUAAACAGCAGGAUCGUUUCCAGAUGGAGUCAAAGCUUUUACAUACUUCCAUUUUUCAACCACCUCCUUCUGUUUUAAAGUCUUGGAAAAAUCUGAUGCACGGCAAGAACCAGCUCUGCCAAAUUGUACUCUUAGAUCCUCCCAUGUAGAGGACAUCAUCUUAACCUUAGUGUCUUUAGGAUGUAAGAAAUCACACAGACCCAAAGAAAGAAGUCAUAAACUGCACACAUUCAGGCCAGUGUCUGAUCCUAGCCUCCUGGAACUGUGAGGUGGUGGUACUAAACAUAGUUCCACCCAGUGGUCAGCAUUUUUAAUCAUAAAGAGGAUUCCUUGGUAGUAUGAAUACUCUUGCUGGCACGAUGCGGGCAGCUUUAUUUGACACAUUGCUUCAGCUAAUGUUGGUGUACAGUUCUGUUGGGAAAUUGAGUGCUGCUACUUGUAGUGGGGUAGCCAAGAACAUCACCCUGGCUAUUGUCCUGCCACGCUACAACACUGCCUAUCCAUGGGCUUGGCCGCGAGUUGGACCUGCUAUUGAUCUUGCCAUCAAAAGGAUAAACCAGGACCUAAACCUACUGCCAGGGUACAGUUUGUGCUAUGUGUUUGAAAGUAGUGAAGAUGACUCGGGCUACUGCUCCGAUUCUAUAGCUCCUUUGGUGGCCAUUGAUCUAAAGUUUACCCACAAUCCUUCUGCGUUCAUUGGACCAGGCUGUCACUACACAUGUGCCCCCGUUGGACGGUUCACAUCUCACUGGAAGGUUCCCAUGAUUACAGCUGGUGCCUCAGCCUAUGGCUUUCAAGAACAGAAAACCACAUACUCCUUCCUGACGAGGACCGGCCCAACUGAGAAGAAACUGGGAGAAUUUGCUGUUCAUGUACACAGAUUCUUUAGCUGGACUAAACAAGCACUAAUGAUUUAUGAUGAUAAGAAAAGUGAUGACAGACACUGCUACUUUACCACAGAGGGGCUUUUCUAUGAGCUUCAAAAGGACAACAUCACUCUUAUACACUCACCGUUCCAGGAGAAUGCUGAGGAUCUGGAUUACCAGCAGCUUGUCCAGGGGAUAAGGAUGACAGGCAGAAUUGUAUACGUCUGCUGCUCACAGGACACUUUUCGGAAGCUGAUGAUCCUUGUGCUGAAAACAGGCUUAUCUCUAGGGGACUAUGUGUUCUUCUACCUUGACGUAUUCGGAUCUAGCCUGCAAUCCGAUCAGCGCAAGCCCUGGUUUCGAGGAGAUGCCGACGACGCUCUUGCCAAGGAAGCCUACAAGGCAGUAAUGAUCAUCACCUAUAAGGAGCCUGAUAAUCCUGAAUAUGAAAUGUUUGUGGAGGAAGUGAAGACAAGAGCCCUGAAAACAUACAACUUCUCAAUAAACAAUUCACUGAUGAACUUAAUUUCUGGAGGCUUCUAUGAUGGUGUAAUGCUCUACAGCCUUGCUGUGAAUGAAACCCUGAUCAAUGGUGAAGUCAAUCCUGACGGAAGAAUAGUCACAAAGCAGAUGUGGAACCGUACGUUCAAUGGAGUGACAGGGUUGCUCAAGAUUGAUGAAAAUGGAGAAAGAGAAAUGGAUUUCUCUCUCUGGGAUAUGGCAAACGUCACUAGAGGAAUAUUUCAGGUUGUGUCCAACUACAAUGGUACUCUAAAACGCAUCAUCCCUGUCCCAGGUGUUGAAAUUCACUGGCCGGGAAAUGGCGUCCCUAAAGACAUUCCUCCAUGUGGAUUUGAAAAUGAAAACCCUGCUUGCAGACAAGAUACCCUUCCCACACUGGAAAUCAUGUCCAUUGUGGUCAGCCUUAUUCUGUGUUGCAUGGUUGUCAUAGCUUUCUUCAUAUACAGAAAGCUGAAACUGGAGAAGGAACUGGCUGCAGAGCUUUGGAGAAUUCACUGGGAAGACAUUCAGAAUAGCAUCCUGGACAAGAACCUCCGAAGCACUGGCAGCAAGCUGACCCUAUCACUGAGGGGGUCCAACUAUGGCUCACUUCUCACCACUGAGGGAAACUUUCAGAUUUAUGCCAAGACUGGAUACUACAAGGGCAAUGUUGUUGCCAUUAAAUACAUCAACCGGAAAAGGAUAGAGCUGACAAGGAAGGUCCUCUUUGAGCUGAAACAUAUGCGUGAUGUCCAGAAUGAACAUCUUACCAGAUUCAUUGGUUCGUGCAUUGACCCACCGAAUAUGUGCAUUAUUACAGAAUACUGCCCCAGGGGCAGUCUCCAGGAUAUUAUGGAAAAUGAGAGCAUAAACUUGGACUGGAUGUUCAGAUACUCCUUGAUUAAUGACGUAGUGAAGGGCAUGGUCUUUCUUCACAACAGCGUGAUUGUUUCACAUGGGAACCUGAAAUCUUCUAACUGUGUAGUAGACAGCCGAUUUGUUUUGAAGAUCACAGACUAUGGCCUGGCCAGUCUCCGCACUGCCUCUGACUGUGAAGACACCCAUUCAUUCUAUGCAAAGAAACUUUGGACGGCACCAGAGUUAUUACGGAUGGAGAACCCACCACCACAGGGAACACAGAAAGGAGAUAUUUACAGUUUUGGAAUCAUUGUUCACGAAAUUGCUUUCAGAAAUGGACCUUUCUAUAUAGAGGGACCACCACUUAGCCCGAAAGAGAUAAUAGACAAGGUGAUUCUAGGAGAGCGACCACACUUCCGCCCUUUUGUGAGUUCCCUCUGCCACACGGAGGAGCUUGGGCAGCUAAUGCAGAGGUGCUGGGCAGAAGAUACUUUUGAACGACCUGAAUUCAGUCAAAUUAAGAUUCUUUUACGUAAAUUUAACAGGGACAUCAGUACAAACAUACUUGAUAAUCUACUUUCUAGAAUGGAACAGUAUGCUACCAAUCUGGAAGAACUGGUAGAAGACCGAACUCAGGCUUACCUAGAAGAGAAGCGCAAAGCUGAAGCUCUUCUGUACCAGAUACUGCCACAUUCAGUGGCAGAACAGCUGAAGAGAGGAGAGACUGUGCAGGCUGAAGCCUUUGAUACAGUCACAAUUUAUUUCAGUGACAUUGUUGGCUUCACAGCGCUGUCAGCAGAGAGCACCCCAAUGCAGGUCGUCACUCUGUUAAAUGACCUCUACACAUGCUUCGAUGCCAUCAUAGACAACUUUGAUGUUUACAAGGUGGAGACCAUUGGUGAUGCCUACAUGGUAGUCUCAGGAUUACCUGUUCGCAACGGGAAGCUCCAUGGGCGAGAGAUUGCACGCAUGUCAUUGGCCCUUCUUGAAGCUGUGCGGUCCUUCAAGAUUAGACAUCGUCCAGAUCAGCAGCUCAAACUAAGGAUUGGAAUUCAUAGUGGUCCAGUUUGUGCAGGAGUAGUUGGUCUGAAGAUGCCACGAUAUUGUCUGUUUGGAGACACAGUAAACACUGCCUCUCGCAUGGAAUCCAAUGGAGAAGCUCUGAAAAUCCAUGUGUCAGCAGCUACCCGAGCCGUCCUGGAGGAAUUUGGUUGUUUUGAUCUGGAACUGAGAGGCGAUAUCGAGCUGAAAGGCAAAGGAAAGAUGAGGACAUACUGGCUACUAGGAGAGAGAAGCUGCAGCACGUGAGACUGGGAGUGCGCUGAAAUACCCAGAAAGAAAGAAAGAAAGAAAGAAAGAAAGAAAGAAAGAAAGAAAGAAAGAAAGAAAGAAAGAAAGAAAGAAAGAAAGAAAGAAAGAAAGAAAGAAAGAAAGAAAGAAAGAAGGUCCUUUGUUUCAAGGGUAAUCACAAUCUAAGACUGACAAAGUCUUAGGUUAAAACCAGCACAAGGAAUUCAACUCCCUCUUUGCUCCCCAGAUCCUGUUAUCUCAGUGGAGUGUGUGACUUUGUGUGUGUGAACAUGUCAGUUUUAAUGUAGCAAACAGCACCUCCUAAUGGCCAAAGUGUGCUACCUGUCUUUCAUGAACAGACUCAUGACUUUCACCAUGGAAGAUAGUCUCACUGUGAAGGGAUAUUCGAGACUCAAUAAAUGAAAAUGCAUCCUCAUCAGCAUCUCUGGCCUAACUUUCAAAAUUUGCAAAGUGGAUCUAUAUAUACUCAGUGUGUAUGUGUUUAUAUUUUUCUUUUAUAUAUAUACUAUAUAUAGAAUUUUAACAGUUACAGAUACUCUAGGAUGUAUAGCCAUUUUUCAGCCAUUCAGACAAAACAGAAGCAGUCUACUCUGAAUUCCAUUCAUGUGUUCUCAGACAAUGAGAAGAAAACUGUGAAGAUUUUACUGAAAGCACCACACUCAAAAAAAGCAUAUAAAGGCCAAAAGGUAAAACAAUGCUAAUGAUUAUUUGGAUGAUUGUGCAUAAGUGAGCUGGUCUCUGUUCUGUUUCCAGAGCUGUCUUCGAAUGGACUCCUGCACCAAGACUGAAAUAUUUCUCUUUCUUUUCUCCUCUCUCACUCAGUUUAUAUUGAUAAAACCAUUUGAUCUUCUAACAGAACAGACAAACGGCUCCUCACAUUCGUCAAUUUUUAUGGGAUAAGCUUUUCAGUUGAAACAGUGAGAUUGUUUUCUUUUCAAAUGCCACAAGACAAUAUCAGAUUGAAAGAUAUUGUGCUAGAUGAAUGUUUCAGAUGGGACAGGAGCAAAGAUAAUAUCAUUAUUCUAUUAAACAAAACAGUCCUAAAAUUCCAGUGCCACCAAGAUCACUAGACUCUUGGCACUACUAAGUCCAUUGGAUGGAAGAGGAUUUAUAUUAUCCACAACAGUAGGAGGAUAUGAGCAAAAUUGAAGAAAUGGUGCACAAUCAGAUUCAUGAGUGUUUCAGAAAAAUUGUGGGACCCCUUUCAUUUUCAGAAUCCUCCCUGCCUGGCCACUUGUGUAUUCCAAGUAUUCGGAGGCCAGCGAUAUGUGAAGGUCUCACUGAUAAUCCAUGGCUGGCUCACACCACCGUGUAAACCACAAUGGACCUGGUGGCAUCAUAUAUACAUUUUUCAAUCUUGGAAUGUUCUCCGAGUGUCAUAAUAAUAAUGGAAUUUUUUUCUGUUAUACAAAUGUUCUAUUAAUGACUGUUGAAAAGCAAAAUGGAGGCUUAAAGAUUUACAUAGUACCCCCCCCCCCAAAAUGAUCUGUAUUUAUUACUAUAACUAUCCUAUAGAAUAUACUUCUAUUUUUUCAAUGUUCUUGUUGAAUUAUGACUAUGCCCUCUGUGUUAAAUGAGAGGGUUGCAGAAAAAGGAAACAUAUUUUUAGUUUUGCUAGCUGAGGGCUUCUUGUUCACUGUGUUGUAGGAUUGUUACAGUCCUUUUUUAACUCCUGUAACCUGAAUAAUUAACAUUGUGUGCAGCACUUUCACCUUAUGAUUUCUUUGCACUGGGGGAGCCGAUGAUUGCCGUAUUCAAUCUGGCUGGGAUAGCGUAACAAACAUGCAAUAACAAAAGGCAAACAGAAAAUAGGGCUAUUCAAUUCAUUUUUGACAACAAAUUGGUUACAUUUAGUGUGAAACAGUUUGUGUUCAUUUUCAAAAUGAUUUUUAAUGACAAAUUAACCUGAAGAUUGGUGAAGAGCAUUUUUUAGUUUAUUUCCCUUAUAGACUUAAAUCCACAAAAGUCACUUUUGUUUUAAAAACAAUAGACAUGUGCCAAACGUCAGGUGUCUUCUUUUCAGCGCUCUGUAGAUUGUUUGCCAUUUAUAAUAAAGAACCCCAGUGAAUGAAGUCUUUACCGUCUCUAGAGAAAUAACGCAGGGUGACAACGCACAGGACUGUAUGUCAGUAUGGCAGAGCAAAGUAGUGGGAAAACCGCCCACACUCUCAGGAAAGAAAGGCUCCAUUGAGCUCUGGCCGCCAGCGCAGAUCUGCUGCCCACAUGAAGCAGAGACUGGCUGCAUCUGCAGUCCAAGCGUGUACAGUCCUGUGGAGCUCACUGACCAGCGUCGUCCUCUGCCUUCGUGUCUGCAGUGUAGUAGCAACACCUCUUUUAAUGUAUGUAGAGUGCUUUCUUUUUUGCUACUGCUCCAGAAAUGUUCUAUAAGAAUAAUUCUUUUAAAAAAGUAAGAAAAAGAAAUAUAAAUAAACAAAUAUUGUACCAAUGCAA